AUGGUAGGCGAAGAGCAAACAGUCGCAGAGUCUGUUGAAAUUAUGGCUGUUGAAAAAGACGCAGGCUGGGUCUCCUUAUUUGUCGAGAGGCACAAGCUUGAAUCCGAGCCAUGCGUCGUGGACAUGCCGGCUAAAAUUCAGAACGGCAUGAUGCCGCCUGUCGACUGUGACAUCUGCAAGAACCUCAAGAAAGUGUCUAGAAGGUCGUCACUGAGCCAAUACGACUUCGAGACAGAAUACGCUUACACUGGUACACCCGUCGUCGUCACCGACGGGGCUUCUAACUGGACCGCACUUCAGUCAUUUUCGCUGAGCUUUUUCGAGAAUGUCUACCAGAAUUCGGCAUUGAAAACGUCUAGAAAUGCCUGCCAGUUCUUCCCUUACAAAACGGAGUUCAAAAGCCUCGAAGAAGUUUUCAACAUGUCGGCUGAACGGUCACGACUUCCAUGGUACAUAGGAUGGAGCAAUUGUAACCCGAGUGUGGCUAAUGUUCUCCGAAAGCAUUACCAAGCACCGUACUUUCUGCCGUCGCAUUCGGAGGGGUCUACGCUCGACUGGAUCUUUAUGGGCAGCCCAGGUUAUGGGGCCCAUAUGCACAUCGAUCAUGUCGGCAAACCAUCUUGGCAAGCGCAGAUUAAGGGAAAAAAACUCUGGACCCUGAAGCCCGUUCCGGAGUGUUAUUCGACAUGCCACCAACUCCAAGUAAUCGUACAUCCGGGUGAAAUAUUUGUUGUGGAUUCCAACCUAUGGUACCACAAGACGGAGAUUGUCGGCAACGAAUUAAGCAUUGCGAUCGGUUCGGAGUACGACUAA
Messenger RNA from Dermacentor silvarum, 813 nucleotides. Its product is annotated as bifunctional arginine demethylase and lysyl-hydroxylase PSR. Lineage: Eukaryota; Metazoa; Arthropoda; Arachnida; Ixodida; Ixodidae. The coding region runs from base 1 to 813 and encodes 270 amino acids. The record is from RefSeq and is a predicted model, not a curated record. The transcript has 6 exons.